Molecule: messenger RNA, 1093 nt
Organism: Ilex paraguariensis (yerba mate)
Lineage: Eukaryota; Viridiplantae; Streptophyta; Magnoliopsida; Aquifoliales; Aquifoliaceae
Source: the annotation of a GenBank genome assembly
AUGAAACAACCGAAGAAAGGGGCGUCUCUUUUCUCGUUACUGCCGGAAGAUUGCAUAUCGGCGAUCAUUUCGUUGACAUCACCGAGGGAUGCUUGCAGAGCUUCGGCGAUCUCAUCGGCGUUCAAGUUGGCAGCCAAUUCCGACAUCGUGUGGGAGAAAUUCCUGCCGUACGAUUAUCCGGAGAUCAUAUCGAGGUCCGUCUCUCCGGUGGUUUACUCCACCAAAAAAGAACUCUACUUUCGCCUCUGCAACUCUCCUAUCCUCCUUGAUGGAAGCAAGCUGGUGCUUGUGCUCAUAGCUGUCCCUGUGGUUGAUAUUGGUACCAAGAUGCAAACACAUAUGCUGUCCCCAAACACCACCUAUGCAGCUUACCUUGUCUUUAAACUUCCAGAGAAUAAGGAGGCAUAUGAAGUUACAGCAAAGUCAUCAGUUAGAUUUCUUGCAGAAAUCCAAGAUGGGGCUGAAGCUUCAAACAACCGAGUUUAUUUGAAAACGGCCACAAAAAGAACUAAACCGCAGAACAGAGUAGAUGGUUGGAUGGAGAUUGAGAUGGGGGAGUUUAAAAAUGAUCAUGGAGAUGGCGGUGAAUUGGAGAUCCAAUUAACGGAUAUCAUGAACCUUACUUGGUUCAGUUGCCCCAUUGUUGAGGGCAUUGAGCUUCGGCCUAAAGAGAAUCAUGAUUUGGAAUGAAAAAGGUCAUAUGACAACCUAAGUUUUGAAUCAUUUUUGGACAUAGCAAUAAAGGCAGCGUGCGUGUAUGGAAGGUGACCAGUGCAGCAGUGCUGUUUAUUGGCGCCGCAGCUCUGGAGGUGCAGUAAGAUAGCGCGGCCCUGCUAUGAGGCAGGGCUGCGGCGCCGGCUUCAGCGAGGGUCUGACAUGUUUUUGAGUAGAAAUAGGAUUCUAAUGCUACAGAUGAUAGGUUUUAACAAGAGACCUAUAUAUAUUGAUAAGAAGAGCUGCUAACAGAGGGACAGAAGGAUUGAGAGUGAAUUGAAGGUAGGGAUCGAAGGAAGCAAUGUGAAGAAGAUCGAAAUUGAAGGCUAGAGAGAGAUUAAAGAUUUCAACACAAUUUUCAUUCUUUUCUCUUACUUUU